AUACUGUUUUAAUAAUUACUCUCAAAAACUUUCCUUUUCUAUUCAAUAUUGGGAAGCAGACAACUCCUGGAUAUUAUAAUUUUUGUGACCUCCUGAAAUUUUCCCAUCACCUUCCUCACAGCUGUCCAUCACAUGCUACUUGCUUUCAAGUUCAAAUUCAAGGCUUUCAACUCUUUGGGAUUUCACCCAAAUUUUCCUCACCACAUCUGUAAUUGUAGCCCCCCACCCCUUUUUUUUCAACAAUAAAAAAAGGAGAAAGGAAAUCUAUCAAAGGAAUAAUUUCUCAUCUCUAUAAUAUAUUAGUAUUACUAGAUUUAUUGGUUUAAAAAAUUAAAUUAAAAUGGAGAGCCACCGGUAAGCGACAGAGAAGAAGAGCUCUCUAGACUCCAUAUUCAUCAUCUACAGUCCCACACUCCUCCACCGCUCACACACUCUCUCUCCUCUCUCUCACCUCUAAACACAUAAACCCCAACAACCCACCAAUUCUGCCCAAACCAACUCAAAAUCCCGUCUUUUUCAAAACCCAGAAGCCAAUUCCAUCCAUUUCUCCCGACCCGAAUGCCGAUUUGAUCGGAUCCGACUCCCACUUGAUCCGAGCCCAAAUGGGUCACCUGAACCUGCCCGCAUCGAAGCGGAGCCCGAGGCAAUGGCGCCUCUUGGACCUUGUCUCAGCGGCCUUCUUCGGCAUAGUGAUUGUCUUCUUCCUCCUAGUCUUCACUCCCUUGGGUGACUCGCUUGCUGCCUCGGGUCGCCAGGCUCUUCUCUUAUCGAAAAAUGCCGAUCCGAGGCAACGACACCGUUUAGUGGCGUUGGUGGAGCUCGGGCAGCACCAGCAGCCCAUUGAGGCCUGCCCGGUCGAUGCCGUCGACCACAUGCCGUGCGAGGACCCCAGGCGCAACAGCCAAUUAAGUCGGGAGAUGAACUUUUACAGAGAGAGGCAUUGCCCUCUGCCUGAGGAGACCCCUCUCUGCUUGAUCCCACCUCCCAAUGGCUACAAGAUUCCGGUUCAGUGGCCCGACAGCUUGCACAAGAUAUGGCACAGCAACAUGCCACACAACAAAAUCGCAGACAGGAAAGGUCAUCAGGGGUGGAUGAAACUGGAAGGCCCACACUUCAUUUUCCCUGGUGGUGGCACCAUGUUUCCAGAUGGAGCUGUACAAUAUAUUGAAAAACUUGGACAGUACAUCCCUAUCAGUGAUGGCGUCCUGCGAACUGCUCUCGAUAUGGGUUGUGGGGUUGCCAGUUUUGGAGGGUAUCUUCUAUCCAAAGAUAUUUUGGCAAUGUCAUUUGCUCCAAGAGAUUCCCACAAGUCACAGAUACAAUUUGCAUUGGAAAGAGGAAUUCCAGCAUUUGUUGCCAUGCUUGGCACUCGCAGGCUUCCAUUUCCUGCUUUCUCAUUUGAUUUGGUGCACUGCUCUCGAUGUUUGAUCCCUUUUACUGCCUAUAAUGCCACAUAUUUCCUUGAAGUGGAUCGUUUACUUCGCCCUGGAGGAUACCUAGUAAUCUCCGGUCCUCCUGUGCAGUGGACAAAUCAAGACAAGGAAUGGGCGGAUCUCCAGGGUGUUGCAAGAGCAUCGUGUUAUGAGCUGAUUGCUGUGGAUGGAAACACGGCUGUCUGGAAAAAGCCUGCUGGAGAUUCAUGCCUUCCUAACCAAAAUGAAUUUGGCCUUGAAUUGUGUGAUGAAUCAGAUGACCCAAGUGAUGCGUGGUAUUACAAUUUAAAGAAAUGUAUGAGUAGGACAUCUUCUGUCAAGGGAGAAUAUGCUGUUGGGAUGAUUCCAAAGUGGCCAGAGAGGCUGAUAAAAGCUCCUGCAAGGGCCACACUCAUGAGAAAUGGCAUCGAUGUGUUUGAGGCUGACACGCGACGUUGGGCGAGAAGAGUUGCUUACUAUAAGAACUCCCUAAACCUGAAGCUUGGAACUCCAGCUGUACGCAAUGUCAUGGACAUGAAUGCAUUUUUUGGAGGUUUUGCUGCUGCACUAAAAUCUGACGCUGUGUGGGUGAUGAAUGUUGUUCCUGCCCGCAAGCCCUCAACUCUUUCUGUAAUCUUUGACAGAGGUCUUAUUGGAGUAUACCAUGACUGGUGUGAGCCUUUCUCAACGUACCCUCGUUCUUAUGACUUCAUCCAUGUAACCGGAAUUGAAUCACUCAUAAAGCAUCCAGGUUCCACCAAGAACAGCUGUAACCUUGUGGAUUUGAUGGUGGAGAUGGAUCGAAUGUUGCGUCCUGAAGGAACGGUUCUGGUUAGAGACUCCCCUGAAGUAAUAGAAAAAGUAGCUCGCAUAGCUCAUGCCGUAAGGUGGACUGCAAGCAUACACGAGAAAGAACCAGAAUCACAAGGGAGAGAGAAAAUUCUUGUUGCAACGAAAACAUUUUGGACUUUGCCUUCAGCAUCCAACUGAUGUGAAGGUUCAUCUCCAUGCAUGGAUGCAGUUUCUUUCUUAUCCACCACACCCUAUUAUGUAAGGAGAUAAUAGGGUUAGAAUAGGGAGGGCCCGAAAGAUGGGAAGACAUGCAGCUUUUUUGUUAGAUUACACCCAAAAAAGAAGAAAAAACAGAAGAAAGUAAAAAAAAAAAAAGUGGCAAUCAUAUGUUCAGUUUCCAAGGAUAAAUGUAAUUUGAUAUUAUUUAUUGCCCAUCAAUUUGAUGAUGCUUUGCAUUA
This is a messenger RNA of Prunus avium (sweet cherry), 2662 nucleotides long. It is a transcript of the gene QUA3, whose product is annotated as S-adenosyl-L-methionine-dependent methyltransferases superfamily protein. Gene Ontology annotation, cellular component: trans-Golgi network; endosome; cytoplasm. The record is from RefSeq and is a predicted model, not a curated record. NCBI's taxonomy places the organism in Eukaryota, Viridiplantae, Streptophyta, Magnoliopsida, Rosales, Rosaceae. Gene Ontology annotation, molecular function: S-adenosylmethionine-dependent methyltransferase activity.